Colossoma macropomum (tambaqui) is the source of this 2051-nucleotide messenger RNA. RefSeq names its product acetyl-CoA acyltransferase 2 (gene acaa2). NCBI's taxonomy places the organism in Eukaryota, Metazoa, Chordata, Actinopteri, Characiformes, Serrasalmidae. The transcript is spliced from 10 exons. Gene Ontology annotation, molecular function: acetyl-CoA C-acetyltransferase activity. Gene Ontology annotation, biological process: fatty acid beta-oxidation. The coding region runs from base 107 to 1300 and encodes 397 amino acids. The record is from RefSeq and is a predicted model, not a curated record.
GUGAAAGGUUACAAUUUUAUGUGACUGGCGCUCACAAGUGACAGGCUCUCUUGACUGGUGGCCAGAGGAUCCUGACCUUCGUGCAUUUAUCAUAAAAAUCACCGUUAUGUCGCUCUUAAGAGGUGUGUUCAUUGUUUCAGCUAAGAGGACUCCCUUUGGCACAUACGGCGGUGUUCUGAAAGACCACAGUGCCACAGAUUUGGCUGAGCAUGCUGCCAAAGCUGCACUUGCUGCUGGGAAUGUUGCUCCAGAGCUAGUUAAUAGUGUCAUCGUAGGAAAUGUCAUGCAGAGCUCUGCAGAUGCUGCCUAUAUUGCACGUCAUGUGGGCCUGAGGUGUGGAGUGCCGAUACCAGUACCUGCGUUGACUGUGAACCGUCUCUGUGGGUCAGGCUUCCAGUCCAUCAUCAACGGAGCUCAUGAGAUCUGUCUCAAAGAAUCAGAGGUCGUACUUUGUGGAGGGACAGAGAGUAUGAGCCAGGCCCCUUAUGCUGUACGCAACAUCCGCUUCGGUACCAAGUUUGGAGUUGAUUUAAAGCUUGAGGACACUCUGUGGGCAGGACUCAGUGACCUACACAUAAAGACACCUAUGGGCGUCACAGCCGAAAACCUGGCUGAAAAGUACCAGAUCACACGAGAGGAUUGUGACAAGUACGCCUACCAGACACAGCAGAGAUGGAAAGCAGCUCAUGAGGCUGGCUGCUACAAUGCUGAAAUUGCGCCUAUCGAAGUAAAGGCCAAGAAAGGCAAGGUGGCUAUGACGUUUGAUGAACACCCUCGUCCACAAACUACACUGGAACAGAUGGCCAAGCUGCCACCCGUCUUUAAGAAAGGAGGCACGGUCACUGCUGCCAAUGCUUCGGGUGUGUCAGAUGGUGCUGCAGCUGUGGUGAUAGCCAGUGAGGAAGCUGUUAAGGAGCACAAACUCACCCCAUUGGCUAGACUUGUUGCCUAUCACAUCUCAGGCUGUGAUCCAAGUAUAAUGGGCAUUGGUCCUGUGCCUGCUAUAACAGAAGCUCUGAAGAAGGCAGGACUCACACUGAAAGACAUGGAUCUAGUAGAGGUGAAUGAAGCAUUCGCUCCCCAGUAUUUGGCAGUUGCUAAGGCUUUAGGACUAGACCCAGAGAAGACUAACGUAAAUGGCGGAGCCAUUGCACUUGGCCAUCCACUAGGAGCCUCUGGAGGCAGAAUCACUGCGCACUUAGUGCACGAGCUCAGACGGCGAGGGGGCAAGUAUGCAGUGGGCUCAGCCUGUAUUGGUGGUGGGCAGGGCAUUGCCGUAAUCCUGGAAAACACUCAGUGAGCAGAAAGAGGAACACAACAGACAAAAAAGUCACCACAAUUCAAGAACACCCCUCAGAGCCUUUAACAACCUAUUUUGGCCAAGCUAUUCUAAUAAAAUGAAAAAUAGAUUUCAAACACACAUACAUACUUAAACAAACAGUCAAAACAGAGAAAUUGAUCUUUGAAAAAUGCCUCAGGGAUCAGGAAGCUACAGUCAGGAAAUUAAAAAACCUUUUUUGCAUAGAAACCAUUUUAUGCCAUGUAGUCAGAGUGUUACUCAUACAGAGUUUUGCUUUAAAAACAGUUUGGCAUCCUCACUUGUGAUGGUAAGGACUAUUCUCCAGCAGACUUAGAUUGUAUUUUCUGUUACUUCAUUCAGCUGAGUGUGAGACCGCAGAAGAACCCUGGUGGAAAGUGUUGGAGUGUAUUGAAUGUGGUGAAUAAAGUGCCUGCCAUUUUCUUACUUUGUGAAGGAAGAUCACUCUAUUGUUAGGCAUGUGUUGUAAUAAAUGUUCUGACUGGGAAUGUUUGAAACCUGUUGGUAGUUGUGGAGUCAUCUUAUCAAAGAUUGUUAGACCUGUGUACACUGCAUAUCACUUUAAGCAACUAAACCACUGCUUAAUAAUAUAUAAUGGAAAAAACUAUCAAAAUAAACUUAUUAAAUAACUAAUUCAUUCAUAUUCCACUGUAUUUCUCUAUAAAUAAUAUGUUUCUGUUCAAAUUUGUAUUAAGCACACUGCCUUUGUAAUUAAAUGGAGGAGAUUGAUUAA